Molecule: messenger RNA, 3652 nt
Organism: Talpa occidentalis (Iberian mole)
Lineage: Eukaryota; Metazoa; Chordata; Mammalia; Eulipotyphla; Talpidae
Gene: CIZ1
Product: CDKN1A interacting zinc finger protein 1
Exons: 17
Coding region: 58-2565 (835 amino acids)
Cellular component (GO): nucleus
Molecular function (GO): nucleic acid binding; zinc ion binding
Source: RefSeq, a predicted model, not a curated record
CGGCUGAAGGCGGAGGGGCCCCUCGAGUGGAGGCUGCGGGCUCGGCGGGCAGCCGCCAUGUUCAACCAGCAGCAGCAGUUGCAGCAGCUGCAACAGCAGCAGCUUCAGCAGCUGCAACAGCAGCAACAGCAAUUGCUGCAGCUCCAGCUGCUCCAGCAGCCCCCACCCCAGGCCUCCCUGCCCAUGGCCGUGAGCCGGGGGCUUCUCCAGCAGCUGCCUCAGCAACAGCUUCUGAAUCUCCAGGGCAUCAACUCGGCCUCCCUGCUCAGCGGCUCAGCACUGCAGAGAGCUUUGUUUUUGCAGCAGUUGCAAGGACUGGACCAGUCUGCAAUGCCACCAGCCACGUAUGACAGUGCGGGUCUCACCAUGCCCACGGCAACAUUGGGUAACCUCCGUGGCUACAACCUGGCAACCCCAACCCUGACCACCCCCAGCCUCACACCCCCCCAGCUGACCACCCCACAUCUACAACAGUUCUUUCCCCAGGCCACCCAGCAGUCCCUGCUGGGACCCCCUCCUGUCGGUGUCCCCAUAAACCCCUCCCUGAUCAACCUCUCAGGGAGGACCCUCCAGAAGCAAGCCAGGAUUCCCUCCUCUACCACCCUCAAUCGCAAGGAUUCUUCUUCUCAGACGGUGUCUGAAGACCAGUCAGACCCCCCAGAGGGGUCUGAAGAAGCCACAGAGUCCCGAACAGACACUCCAGACCAAGAUUUCCAGCUCUGCCCAGAUGGCUCCUCUAAGGAGAAACGCACACCAACCCCUGAGCCUGAGUCCUGUGAGGCCUCUGAGCCCCUGGCUAAGAAGUCAAAGAGCUCAGAGGAGCCCACAGAGAAGGGGACCCUAGGGCAGCUGCAGGCCAAGGUACAGCCUCAGGCACGGAUGACAGCACCGAAGCAGACCCAGACACAUGAGCUGCCAUCUGAGCCGCCGGAGGCCCGAGUGCUGCCACAAUUCCAGCCAUGUGCGCUGCACAUCCAGGCCCCGGUGCAGCCACAGGCCCCGCCACAGACAGUGCCGCUGAGGCUGCAGAAGCAGGCACAGACGCAGACCACCCCGGAACACGUAGCGCCACAGCAGACACGGCCGCAGAAGGAGGCAGAGCCACCGAAGCAGGUGCAGCCACAGGCACACUCCCAGCCCCCAAGGCAGGCGCAGCUGCAGCUGCAGAAGCAGGCACAGACGCAGACGUAUCCACAGGCCCAGACACACGCACAGCCCACGCGGCAGCUCUUGGAGCCAGCUCCCACGCCGUUGCCAGCGCAGCCACCAGAGCAGACCCAGGGGCAGCCUCGGACCCAGGCUCAGGGAUUGGCGCCCGAGCAAGCACCAGUUCCUCCCAUGGUGCCUGAGAUGCCGCCUGACACGGGAGCAGCUGCAGGAGGCCUGGAGGAAGACUCGCCGGAGCCUGUGGGCACAGAGGAGAGCCAGGAGGAGUUGGCCAGUGGCCUGGAUGUGGGAGAAUGUGAAAAAAGAUCAAGAGAGAUGCUAGGGGUGUGGGGUGCCGGGGGCUCCCUGAAGGUCACCAUCUUGCAGAGCAGUGACAGCCGGGCCUUUAGCACCAUGCCCCUCACACCCGGGCCCCGAGCCAGCGACACUACCUCUGCCACCCCCGCUGCUGCCAGCAUACCUUCAAAGCAAACACUGCAGUUUUUCUGCUACAUCUGCAGAGCCAGCUACAGCAGUCAGCAGGAGUUCCAGGACCACAUGGUGGAGGCGCGGCACCAGCAACGGCUUGGCGAGCUCCAGCACAUGAGCCAAGCCUGCCUCCUGGCCCUGCUGCCCGUGCCCCGUGACGUCCUGGAGAGAGAGGACGAAGAGCCUCCGCCCAGGCGCUGGUGCAACACCUGCCAGGUUUACUACGUGGGGGACCUGAUCCAGCACCGCAGGACGCCGGACCACAAGAUGGCCAAACAAUCCCUGCGACCUUUCUGCACCGCUUGCAACCGUUACUUCAAGACACCCCGCAAGUUUGUGGAGCACGUGAAGUCCCAGGGGCACAAGGACAAAGCCAAGGAGAUGCUGGAGAAGGAGAUAGCCGGCCAAGACGAGGACCACUUCAUCACUGUGGACGCUGUGGGCUGCUUUGAGGGUGACGAAGAUGAGGAGGAGGACGAGGAAGAGGAGGAGAUCGAGGUGGAAAAGGAAUUCUGCAAAAAGGUGAGGUUCAGAGACAUUUCCAUAGAGGAGUGGAAAGAAUCGGAGACCUACAGCCCCGAUACCGCCUAUGGUGUGGAUUUCCUGGUGCCCGUGAUGGGCUACAUGUGCUGCAUCUGCCACAAGUUCUACCACAGCAACUCAGGGGCGCAGCUCUCCCACUGCAAGACCUUGGCCCACUUUGAGAACCUGCAGAAAUACAAGAAGGCCAAGAACCCCUGCCCCACCACCAGGCCCGUGAGCCGUCGGUGUGCCAUCAACGCCCGGAACGCCUUGACUGCCCUGUUCACCUCUGGUGGCCGCCCACCCAGCCAUCCCAGCACCCAGGACUCGGCCAAAACCCCCAGCAAGGUGACGGCCCCACCCCCUGAGCCCCCACCCCCCCGGCGCUCAACACGCCGCAGAAACUGAUAGUGGGCGCUCCCCCCUGGCUGGGGCCAGGCCUGCUGUGGGUCCUAAGAGCCUUGGCAACUGAGAUGGUUGGUAUUUUUACUCGAAAUCCAAUAAAAAAAGGUGGUUUGGCUGUGCCAGGCCCCACCAGCACUUUUGUCUGGGUGAUAGGGAAGGGGUCCGGCCUGCUGGGGUUCAGUGUGGUGCAGAAUCAGGCCACCAAAGACAGUCUCCCCAAGUGUGCUCGGGGAUCCCAGGGCGCUUCACCUCUGAGCCCAUUUCUCUCUAUGUAUCCAGGCUGGGAAAGUACCUUCAAGUCAGAUCUCAUUUAAUCUUCACAGUGCCUGGGGGUACGUCUUGGUUGCUAUCCCCAAGUUACAGAUGAAACUGAGGUCUGGUACCGUCAAGUAGCCUGCAAAGAUCAUACAUCUGGUUAAGUGGCCAGGAUGACCUAGGGCGCAGGCUCUGAACCCGGGUGCUGGCCUCUCCAGCUGGACCCCAUGGAAACAAGUACAAAGGGGCCCUCGGCUCUGGCCUGAUUCUGUGCUGGGUUCACUAAUGGGGUGCCUGCCCUUCUCGUCAGGCAACCAUGAUGAAUCGCUGGGAAUGCAGCCCAGGCUCACUCAGCUCUUUACUUCUGCUAUUUCCUCAUCUGGAAGCACCCUAAGAGACAGCCCACCAGACCAGGCCUGUGACUGGCCGGCUGGGGAGACUGAGGCCACGAGCAGGAGGGCACUGCCCAGGUUGCACAGCACGUCUCGGUACUAAAGUGAAAACCUAGUACCCAGAGAGGGGAGCAUGUCCUCACUCACAGCACGCUGGGAGCUCAGCCAGGCUGGGGAUACGACAGGUAGGUGGGAGCCUUGCCAGCCCCACCACUAGGCCGUGAGCCGCAGGUGAGUGACGGCCGGUUCCCCUCUGGCGGGCACUGGAGUCCUUCUCCCAAGAUACAGAGGACAGAGGUGAAGUGGUGUUGGAGGCCGGUUUAAUGUGGGCACUUAAAGCCUGGGCAGAGUGGGGAGUGCCCAGGACUCGGCAGACAGGCAAGGCAGGUGGGUUGCAGGUCCGCCCCUGGCCCCAGGAGAUGCUGGAUGAUGGGCGCUGGCCC